Molecule: messenger RNA, 1757 nt
Organism: Marchantia polymorpha subsp. ruderalis
Lineage: Eukaryota; Viridiplantae; Streptophyta; Marchantiopsida; Marchantiales; Marchantiaceae
Source: the annotation of a GenBank genome assembly
UUACAUAUUCCAGCCAGAUUCUCAACGUUGUUAAUGAAUAUAUCUUAAUUCAUCAGCGUAAUGGUUAAGAUAUGUAAUAUAUGUCAUUCUCUACCUCCAUUCUUCCCUGUGUCCAUUUUUCUCUACUCUACUCUCUCUCUCUCUCAGAUUGGAUUCACUAUCAUGGAAACCUCUUCAGAUACUGUUAGAAGAAAUCGGCCCCAUAUACUCAUGGUUACAACUUCCCUGAAGGGCCACUUCCCUCCCUUCGUACAAUUGCUCUACAGACUUGCUGAUUUCUGGAGACUCCAAAGUCCCCAUGACACUUGCAUCGUAACGGUGGUUGGUGUCAAAGAAGACCUCCUGGACUUGAAGAGACUGCAGUUCGAUGGAGCUUUCAGAGGCGUGGAUUUGCGUUUGUUGGAGAUGUGCGUUGAAAUUUUCCAAUCAGGUAAUCCGAAGAGACCGAUCGACCCAUUGAUUCAGACCAAAAUGUUUCAGGAUGCCUUUGAGCCCCUGCAGCAGAAGAUGAUUGAAGAGAAGAAGAAUGGAGGGCUGGAAAUUCCAACAUGUUUGAUACCAGAUUUUCUACUAACCUUCACAAAGGAUCUCGCGGAAAGUUUGGAAAUCCCUUGGAUUCCAUUCUUUCAUUGUCCAGCUUGGUGCACACAAUCAUUUCUUAUGUUCGAGGAGAUACUUGAUCUACCGGUAACAACAAGCAGCAAUGAUUUUAUACCCAUCCCUGGCCUGCAAUGCUUCCGUCAGAAUGAUAUUGCUAGUGAGAUAUGGGUCACACCUGAAUGGUUUCAGAACCUUCGUCGAAACACGUGCAACAAAUGGCUCUCAGCUGUGCUGUUCAACACUGCACCAGAACUUGAGGGGCCGGGAGGAGCUCUGAACGCUCUCCAAUCGUUCUUCAGUAAACAAGUGGAUAUAAAGCAGGUUCCAAAGCUAUAUACUAUUGGUCCGAUGCUCCAGCUUCCAGGCUUCGGGGCUCAGUACACCACAAGUAUUCCAGAAAACGAUUCAUGCUUGCAAUGGCUAGACAUGCAAGCUGAGAAAUCAGUUUUGUACAUAUCUUUCGGUACCUUGGGAAACUUGAACUGGGAGGAGAUGAGGGAGUUGGCGCAUGGACUCGAGGCGAGUGGUGUUGCCUUCCUGUGGAUCCUGAAAGUAUCAUCCCCGGCAGAAGCCAUCACUCUCUUGACUCCGGGAUUCCUUGAUCGGACGAGACAUCGAGGAUUCAUUCAUAUAGGCUGGGCACCUCAGACUCGCAUUCUCUCGCACUGGGCUGUUGGAGGUUUCAUCUCCCACUGCGGAUGGAACUCGAUCAUGGAAAGUAUUUCCAAUGGAGUGCCGAUAAUUUCAUGGCCAGUGUUUGUUGACCAACCCAUGAAUGCGAGGUUCAUUUCGGAUGUUGCCAAAGUUGGCGUUCCAGUCAUGGAGGACUUCAAUCACAAGAAAACCAUCGUGAGCAGGACCUGCGUGGAGAAAGCAAUCAGAACUCUCAUGUUCGAGAAGACGGGGACCGAGUUAAGAUACAACGCAGUGAAACUGAAGGAGGUGUUGACAGCUUCAGUAGCAGAGGGAGGAUCGUCCCACGCCAAUUUACGGAAGUUUCUCCAAGAGAUUCUGAUGAUUUAGAAGACUUUGAGUUUUCGAGGUUUGGAUAACUCAAAGUCGAUCUGUAGAGAAGCUAAUGUUGCUCCAACUGCUUUCCAGGAUUUGAAAACUUACUCUGAGUCACGGUUUGGAAGGUACAAAUAAAAAUUACUUGG